Messenger RNA from Hemibagrus wyckioides, 3526 nucleotides. It is a transcript of the gene susd4, whose product is annotated as sushi domain containing 4. The coding region runs from base 1584 to 3029 and encodes 481 amino acids. The record is from RefSeq and is a predicted model, not a curated record. Gene Ontology annotation, biological process: negative regulation of complement activation, alternative pathway; negative regulation of complement activation, classical pathway. Lineage: Eukaryota; Metazoa; Chordata; Actinopteri; Siluriformes; Bagridae. The transcript is spliced from 9 exons.
CUGUUAAACAUGGUUUUGAGAUUUGGAAAUCUUGAAAAUGAUUAAAUUAUACAUAUAUGCAUAUGGUACAAUAGUACAUCUGUGGAAAAUAAUGCUGAAAUGAAAAGGAAUUAUGAAAGAGAUGAGAGCGAAAAUUAUUCCUAAUAUAUAUCAGUCUGGAAAGGGGUUACAAAAGCAUUUCCAAGGCUCAGGACAAACUAGAGUGACUGUCAUUUUCUCUUGGAACAGCAGUGACCCACAAUUCCUUCAAGGGCACGUCAACAACACAUCCAAGAAGCCACAAAGUAACCCUGAUAAACAUCUAAGGAAUUGCAGGGCUCACUAGCCCAGAUAAGGUCAGUGGUCAUGAUUCCAACAUCAGAUAUUGACUUGGCAAAAAUGGAAUCCAUGGAAGAGUUGCAAGGCGAAAACCACUGCUAAUCAAGAGGAACAUACAGGCUUGUCUGACUUUUACCAAAAAUACAGUGAUGAGCCCCAAGCCUUUUGGGAUAAUGUUCUGUGGAUAAGUCAAAAAUGGAACUUAUUGAAACCUGUGUGUCCCAUGGCAUCUGACUAAGACAUAGCACUAGCAUUCGACAAUAAGAACAUCACAUACCAACAUUCAGUCAUGGUGGCGGUAUGUGAACGUGUAGAGAAGCUUUGCUACUUCAGGGCCUGGGCAAACGGCUCAAAAUUGAUGGACCCAUGGAUUCUGUUCUCUACCAUGUCCAAGUCCUGAACCCCACUGAGACACUGUGGACCUUAAAUGGAUAAAUCAUGCUCAAAAUACUUCAUAUGUUGCUGCAUUAAAGCAGCUGUUGUUAUUAGCGACACUAUGUAUAAAUUUGAGAGAGAGCUCAGUUGCUUGGUGAAAAAUAAUCAUUUAAAAUCCUUGUUCUCCCAAUGUUAUCAUAAAUGAGGAUCUGAAACUAGUCAGUGUGACAAAUGAGGAAAAAUUAGAGGAAAGACUUAUGUACGUCAGUGGAUGCAUCAUAAAAUAUGUGGAAAUAGUCAUGGCAGAUUUAUAACCUUACUAAAAACUAGACAAAGCAUUUGCCAUUUUUCAUACUUUCAUACACUUACUUCACCUUGUCGAUGAUGAUCACCCUUCCAUUGACGGUUAAGUGAGGUGACAUCAUUUUAUUUCUAUCAAGCACUUCCUGCAAGGGUUUUGUCAAAUCCUUAACUUAUCAGGCCAGAAAAUAAAUACUGCUAAAUUAAACUGUUCCAAUUUCCCUGAUGACCCAAUACACCCGAAUACACCCUGCAUGCUUACUGGUAUUAGUAAUGGAUAAAAAAAAAAGUGGUAAAUGUGUUCAUCUGGGAUUCUAUAUGCCAUCUGAAUGGCAUGUACUUUGAGCCCUACAAUACAGUAACUCAUGACCUCGUCACGAGGAAGUGUCACCUGUAUGAACAAAAAAAAAACACAGUCACAGCCUGUUUUUCUUUUACUGGUAAAGAAAUUCAAAAGGUACAUUCAAGGGCACAUCAUUAUAAAUGGUGAUUAUUAGAAACGAGAGUUAAAGUGAACUGGGCACUAAAGUAAAGCAUGCCAGUGCUGGAGCACUAAUAUCCGAUUCUUCGGACUUGAAAGAUGAAUCAUCAUGAAGGUAGACAGAAAGACGUCUCCGUUUGUCCGUAUUGCUAUCUCCGGCCAGUUUCUUGUGAUAUUCAGCAUCUUUCCUCUUCAGCUGGUCACCGCCUUCCCACAAGCUGCCAUAGCAGAGCAGUUCUGUAGAGACCCGGGUGUUCCUGAGCAUGGAAGCAGAACACCAAGUUCUGGCGUGUUCUUUGAGAAUGCCGUGGCCAGAUUCUCUUGUUUAGAAGGAUACAGACUAAAAGGAGUGUCAAAGAUCACCUGUGUUUUAUUUCAUAACGGAUCAAUGGGAUGGAGACCAAGCCUUAAACCAGUGUGCCUUCCUGAAGAAUGUCUUCCUCCAUAUAUUGAGGAUGCUGAUGUUGCUAAUAAGACCUACAGGACAGGGGAUAACCUGAUUGUCAGAUGUCAUGAGGGAUUUCAAAUCCGCUAUCCUGACACAGACGGCAUGGAAUCAGUUUGCCAAGAGGAUGGAACGUGGGACAAUCAGCCCAUCUGUCAAGGCUGUAUGCGUCCUUUGAUUCCUCCUCAUAGUUACAUAAACAUCUCAGAGACACAGUCCUCCAUGCCCAUCGGAACAGUAGUACACUACCAGUGUUUUCCAGGUUAUAAGCUGGAGGGUGCAGAAUUACUGGAAUGCAUGUAUAGCCUCAUAUGGUCGGAUGUGCCACCCCGGUGCCUUGAUGUUGAAGCAUGUCCCUUACCUCCAAUGGUGGAGCAUGGAGAUUACAUAUGCCAUCCACAACCAUGUAACCGCUAUAUCCAUGGGACAGUGGUGGAGUUCUAUUGUGAUCCUGGCUAUUCUCUAAUGAAUGACUACAAAUACAUCACCUGUCAAUAUGGGCAGUGGUUUCCUCAGAUGCACAUCUACUGUGUUCAAGAUGAGACUUCAUGGCCUGGCUUUCAGGAAUCUUUACUGCAUGCAUGGAAACCAGUGGCAUUCACUACCUCAAGUGUGCUGUUAGCCCUGUUUCUGGUCAUCAUAGCAAAGAUGUCUCACUGCAAGUGCAAGAGCAAUCAGAAUUCAAGUGAAGAACGAGAAGAUGCCAGGGGUCCAAACGUCAUAAUAGUGGAUGGAGUUGCCAUACCUCUACCUUCCUACGAGGAGGCAGUGAGCGGUUCAUGCUACCAGCCUCCACAUGUGCUUCCUUCUGCUGGUCCAGAACCCACACAGAACUCAGAAGAGCAGGACCCUCCCUCAUAUCCAGGACCCACAGAAAGUCAGCAUGAUGCUCCAUUGGACAUUGGAGAUGCUGAAACUUGUGACAGCAUCUCAGAGCCAUCAGAGUGUCUACAAGCUAUGCAUCCAUCUUCUUCACAUGAUGUUGGGUUGAGCAACGUAUCUGAGAAGACUAAUGCGAUCACCUCCAUGGAGGAAACUGCUUCCACGAGUCCCAGCAUAGAUAUUGCUGAUGAAAUUCCUCUUGUGGAUGGUGGUGAAGAAGACUUCUGAUACCAUACAGUUUUAGAUUUUCUCACUGCUGUAUUUAGACGUUUCAGCACUGCACAUUGGUUUAACAUAGACCCAUUCAUCUCUCCUACAGCCAGGCUGUUAUUAUAGCCAACAUUAAAUACAUUAGCAAGGCAAUAAUAACAUCAUAUGUUUAGUUCCUUGGGCUUGGGCGAUGGAGGAUAAACUAUGCAUUUGUAGCUAUACCAGUUUGUUUCGGCAUAAAUUUCACAUUGUUGGUCAAAUACAGCAGUUACCAAAGGAGAAAUCACAUUUUAAAAUCAAUUUCUGCUAUUAAUCAGUCAACUGUCUGGCUAGCCUUCACAUGCUACAUAACAGGAGACCAUGAAGUAUACUGCUUUGGGGUAAAUUAAAAAUCUGUAAAUUUUAUUUCAGAGAUGACGGAUGAUACAUUUGAAUUAAAUUAGAUUAUUUAAAAUAUAUUCAAAGAUUUCAUUAAUGUGUUUGCUGCUUACAAGUACAAAAUAUAUAAAAAUUAA